CUUUUUGCUAGAUCUGUUGGGACUUGGGAGAAGAGAAAAUUAAUAGAUUACCUAUUUAAAAAUUGCAUUUAUGCAGAUUUGUUUUUUUUUUUUUUCAAAUCUAUGCAAACUGUCUCAAUAAUAAUUUAACUUUCACUAUAUUCACAUGUAUAAUAAUCAAUAAUUUUUAAUUAGAAACUUUUUUAUAGAUGCUACUGCUAGUAUUAUGGUGGAAAUACUUGAAAUUAAAUAUGAGGUACAAGAAACAAAAAAAAUUUUGGAAAGAGUAGAGACGCUUUUAGCCAAUAAAGCAAUUGCCAACAUACCAAAUGAAAACGUAAAUAAAUACAUGGAGAAAAUUCCAUGUAAAACAAAAACUGAUGUUGACAGAUUGGACUCAGAAAUUAGAGUCAAUGAUAAUUUUAAAUAUUUGGUUAAAAUUUUAUACCUAUUAGGAGGAAGCAGCCCUCGUAAGAGUGUAUAUUUGAUGAUGGGCAAAAUAUUGGACAAACCGUUGGCACUGGAGUAUUCUGGACAAGGGAAAAAAAAGAAAAUACCAUUUUGCAAAUUGAAACUUUUUGAAGCAAUAAUUGCUGCUGUCCGCAAACGCCAUUCUUCUGCAAGCGAAGAUACAAUUAAAAAAAGUGUGGCGUUAUUUCUAGCAUCAGCUAAGUCGAGGCUGCCAAAAAAUGAAAAUCAAAGAGAAAUAGAAGAAGACGAAUCAGAAUUGGAAUAAUCCACUAUCAUAAUAAUAAUAUAGAUUAUUAAGCUAUAAUUAUCAGAAUGUGUUUUUGGUUAUCCUUAUUACAAUUUAAUGAUGAAGCAAUAAAU
Molecule: messenger RNA, 810 nt
Organism: Ceutorhynchus assimilis (cabbage seed weevil)
Lineage: Eukaryota; Metazoa; Arthropoda; Insecta; Coleoptera; Curculionidae
Source: the annotation of a GenBank genome assembly